UGUAGCUUUAGCUCUAGGUAAGAAGCUAUGCAUGUGUGAUAUUCAAUUUUUUUCAACCAUGCAAAAGACAGACUACUCACAGCACGCCACGUGGAUGUCACUGCUACCUGUCACCCUCACAGCCGCGGUAACCCAUGGCGCCUCCAUCAAUGGCGGAACCCGAUACUGGAAGAGCGCUAUUGAAAAUCCAUCACCUCUUCCAUAGAAAAUUUUCAAGUGAAACAAAUCCAUGGAAGAAGAGCAACGCCUAGAGUUGAUUAGCCAUGCCAUUAAGAGGCUACUUGAAGAUAACAAGAACAAGAAAUCCUCUGAUCGGAGCUCUGUCGACGAUGGCGAUGAAAACGGAAACCCUUCUCUCCUCCGCGACUUGCUCUCUCAGAUUGAGUCACUGAAAGAAGGAACAGAAUCAGACGAGUUCACUUCUGCAUUAGAUACUUUAAAAACAAAAGUUGAGAGUUUUAUUAAAGAGGAAAUUGUUGAUGACGAGUGUAGUAGAGAAGACAUUGUCAAAGAGUUGAAGAAGCUGAAGAGGCAAAACCUUUUAACUCAUUGUCUUCUCUCGGUGAUGAUUGUAUUGACUAUUGUUUGGCAGCUCUCUGAGGUCUCCAUUAUCUUGAAUGUAAAAGAUAAAAUCAGCCAUCCCUUUAGAUCUUUGGGUAAUUUUAUCUCAGGAAUGUUCAAACGCCCUAAAACCAUUGUUGAUAAUACAGACAAGAAUUCAUCUAGACAAGACAACGACGAAGUUUCAUUGCUUCCCCCUCUCAAAAUUCCAGAACUUCCUCAUAUGGGUUUACAAUAGUUUUGGAUUUUAAUGGCUAAAAACAUUGAUUUUCCACUUGUUCUUGAACCAACAAAAGGGAGAUGGGUACAGAGAGUGAAGUUUCCAAAUGGUGAUAAGAAGAUGGUUUGGCUAGCAAUUUUGCGUCCUUUCUUCUGGAUUCAUAUGGAGGAGGAGCGUAAUAAGCGUCUCUUCAGACAUUACUCUUUUCUUUUUAUAGUUUUAUGAAUUUGGUUCUGUCCACUAUAGUAGAUUGUAUAUUGUAUUAUGGCAAAACUAUGCACCUCUUUACGAAUUUUGAUCUCAAAUCUUCUUUUUGUAA
Cucumis melo (muskmelon) is the source of this 1100-nucleotide messenger RNA. RefSeq lists its product as uncharacterized. Bases 230 to 799 code for a protein of 189 amino acids. The transcript is spliced from 2 exons. The record is from RefSeq and is a predicted model, not a curated record. NCBI's taxonomy places the organism in Eukaryota, Viridiplantae, Streptophyta, Magnoliopsida, Cucurbitales, Cucurbitaceae.